AAUUGGUCGUUCGCCGACAACCUUUAUUAUUAUUAUGCUUCAAGGGGAGCACUAUGUAUUGGGGAUAACGACUUUGGAUUGUACAACGAUAUGAUCUUGUAAUUCAAUUCUAUUGGGUCUUUAAUUUCGCAUCACACCUCUACGAGCCUUCCGGCCUUGCGCCCAUCCACGCCUCACCACGCCGAACAAGUUCACCAUGGAUUCAAGUCAUGGGUAUGGCUAUGGCUAUGGAUACAACUACCAGAAUGGCCAUAAUGGGUCAACUGGCGCGUCUUCCUCAAGUGAAACCCGUCAAAUGAGGCCACGACCAUUCACCGUCGACGAAGCUCUUCCAUAUUCACCUUUUUCUUCUGUCGUUCCCUUCAAUUCUGAUAUUAUCCCUCUACCCACAAUAGGACUUGGUUCUUCCUCUUCGUUAUUUUCAAAUGCAGCAGAAACUCAACAAGGCAGAGAAAGUCUAGAAAGCUUGAACGCCGAAGCAACGAACCCAUAUCAGACCUCGCAGCGCCUGCAGAGAACUCUGAAAGAUCUUGAACAGUUGCUUAAACCAGAGGAUCAUACCAUAUAUAACUUCAAGAUCGGACCAAAGAUCGCAUCACUUCCUGAUGCUACUUCAUUGAAACCAAACCUUUCACCCUUUGCACAGAUGCUAUACGACUCAACCAAAGUGGAGUAUAAGAGAGCGGAGCGUCUAGAAGUGCCAGCUAUGAGGCAUAAAAUCCAGAAGCAGAGGACCAAGUCGCAAUCCAAGUCGAGAAAUUCAAGUAGCAGCUAUGUGAAUUCGAUUUCGCAGGCCCAUACUGCGAAUACAAACACCACUAUAUUUUCUGAAGCCACUACCACGAAGCCUGCUGCUGAAUAUGCGAUCGUCGCGCCUAAAGCAAAGUCACAAAUCGCGGUCGAAAUUCCUUUGCCAAAGGCACUUGCGCCUGUUCACAAACCAAGUCCAAGCCCUGCGUCAAAUUUACAUGUCAUGAAGAUCAGUCCCAAAAUAGCGCCUAUUCAAUCAUCGGUCCCUCCACAAGCUGCACCGGCCGCUUUCCAGGAUGGCAAGCAAAGUCAGAACAUCCCACUAUCUUCCUCACAACCAGGCAUAUCCGUUGUCAUUCCGCAAUCACAGAUAAAACCAGAGGAAUACAAGGUUGUAGAACCUCUUCCAGACUCUCCUGAAAGUCCUCCCAAGAACCGAAGACGAGCGGGCUCUGAUGAAUAUGAAGGGAAUGUCUCUGGAGUGAUCGACCAAAGAGAGAAGGCCGAUAUUGCCGCGCGAAACCUUCGAGAAUAUCUUCAAGAUGUUUUUGAGGCCGAAAAUCAAUUCCAGCCUGAAACUAACAUCUCUAGCAAUUUUCUUAUCUCGACGAACGAGGGAAUUGGCCUUGCGGCCAAUGCUCAAAUGCGACUCGAGGGCCUCUUGAACAGGAUUAUUGAAGUUGGCAGAAUCAAACAGGUUCCCUUGGAAGACUUGAUUCGAAUUCAAAAAUUGUCCGAAGCUGCUUUAAAAGAAGCUGAGACACUCGACUUGAAGAUCGACGAGGAGAUGGGAGAGUCAGAUGUCGAAAGUCUGAUUUUACAAAUUUCGAAUGCAGAACUUGGACUCAAAUCUGCUCGCACCUCGCUCAGAAUUAUGACUGGCGGGCGUGACGAGAAGCAGUUAUACUCGGAAGACCUAAUUCAAUCCGCUCUGAAUGCCUUCAAAAAUAUUAUGGAGAAUUUCAUAAUCCCGAUUGUGGAACUUCGUAGCACGGGGUCGACUUCAACAUUGUUUAAGCUCCUAUCUGCCCAGAAGAAAGCUAUCCUUAAUCUACUUGCUCAAUGCAGACGCCUUUUGUCACUCAUGGCAGUUCUCGUGGCCAAUAUUGAUUUAUCUGAAACGGUCAUCAACAGUCUUGAAUAUGCAGCUUCCAAACUAAUAUUUGUCGAGAAUGCUCAUGCGGAGAAAGACUCCGUACUUGGUAUCCCCAAAUUCGACAAUCUUAGAGUCAUAGCGAUGGAUGUACUUGGACAAGUAUUCAACAACAAUCCAAAAGAAAGAGCAGAAAUCUUUAAUGAAAUCCUGACAUCCCUGGAGAAGCUUCCUGUUACCAAACAGAGCGCUAGACAAUUUAAAUUGGCGGAUGGGGGAAGCAUUCAACUUGUCUCGGCAUUGAUUAUGAAGCUGAUUCAGACAAGUGCCAGCAAGACGGACGAUGCGAAAGAGAAGCGAAGACGAAAGGCACAGGAUGCCCUAACUGGAGAUGAUGAGGGCCAAGAGGAUGGAAUCAAUGAUGCUGAUAAUCGUCGACGAUACGAUACAGAAAGAAGAGCAAUCGAGCAGAACGUCACAGCGAUCCAAGAGCUGAAAGACUGCGGAGCUUCACUACUGGAAAGUGCGACACAGAACACAGGAUAUGUGGUCAACUUCAUUGUUAGUAGAGCAAUUAAAUCUACGAAGAAUGGCGAUACACCUUACCGGAAUCUGCUAGACCUCUUUGUCGAAGACUUUAAAAAAACACCUGCUCCUGCCAAGAAUAUGGCCCUUGAUCUUCUUGGGUCAAUGGGUGCAGCAAUCUCGGAAUUGCACUUCCAUGUUCGAAAGAGUGCCGCCUCGCUUGAAAAUCGAGAUGGACGCAUGGGACAGGCUCUUUCAAGAAUGGUUGAAGAAUCACUUAAACACGAAGCAAAUACUCAUGAGAUCUUGACAUGGGGUGGACCUUACUUCAUGUGCCUAGAUUUCAUGGAAGGCCGCUGCUUUGCCGAUCCUCAGCUAGCCAGCAGUAUUUCUCUCUUGAUUGUUGAAUGGGCUUCACAAUUAGCAGAUGAAUAUGACAACAUUCCUGAUAGUGAUCCUGAUCACGAGCGCAUCGAGGAGAACUAUGGUAAAGUGGCAUACCGACUUAGGAUGAUGAUCACAGAUAAAAAAUGGUAUUCUACAGAAUAUGGUCAUGGCUCAGUUGAUCCUAGUCAUGCCCGCUUAGCUUACUCUGUGACCUUGUUGCAUUCAACCUUUUGUACAUCAUUCAGUCGUGUGCUGGAUAUACUACUUCGAUCAAUGUUCAGCGAACAAGCUACCGUCAGAAGUAAGAGUCUGAAGAGUGUAAACCAGGUUCUGGAAACAGAUCCAACCAUUCUUGAAAGAGAGCCUACCGCCAAGCAAAUGAUUUUGAGGUGCUCAAAUGAUCCUUCAGUUGGUGUAAGAGAUUCGGCAUUGGGUCUCAUCGGAAAAUGCAUCUCAUUGGUACCAUCACUCGAGGUGGAGAUGACUCCUAGUAUCCUUCACCGUGUCAAUGAUAGUGGUGUCGGUGUUCGAAAACGAGCCAUGAAACUACUAAAAGACAUCUAUUUGAACAACACCAAUAAAGAUGUCAGGGCUUCUAUUGCAGAUGCUAUCCUCUAUAGAGUCACCGACCUUGAUGACGGUGUUCAAGAAUUAGCUCGGUCAACGAUUGAGGAAGUUUGGAUGUUACCUUUCUACAAAAUAACUGCAUCUGAAGAUACAUCAGUUCAAGCAAAACUUGCUAUUUCGGAUCACGUUACCUUGAUCGUCAAGACGGCCCAAAGACAAAAUGGAACCUCUGGUGUGUUAGACAAAGUGCUUCAAAAUCUACUUUCACCAAAGUCGAAAUACCCUGACGCGAAUUUCAAGGUCUGCAAAGCACUUGUUGCUGCUAUGUUUGAGACCAUUAUUGAUAACGCCGCUUCUGAGGAUUCCGAUGCACCAAACAUUCGGGAAUCUCUAGAAGUACUCACCAUAUUUGCCAAGUCCAAUGCAAAUCUAUUCACAGCUGAUCAAAUCCAAUUAUUACAGCCAUAUGUUGCAAACGUCGGUAGUGGUGAUGAAGCUGCUAUCUAUCGUUCAGUUGUUAUCAUCUUCCGCUACGUCCUUCCCAGUUUACCUAAGGUUCAACAUGGUUUCCUCACUGAGAUUAGGAAGCAUCUUUUGCCAACCAUGACACGCAGUCCCAAAUCUAUUUUAGAUGACAUUGUUGCGUGUUUAUGGAUCAUUAGUAGUGUCCUUGACGAUUAUCAUAACUUAACAAGAGUCGUAUUAUCUAGUUUGGCUGGUAUUCAGAAGAUGAAAAGCAUCGAUUUGAACGAUCCGAAGCGAGCUGAUCUUGUUAAGAAAUUGACAAAACUUCUCCUUAUUUGUGGCAUGUGUGGUAAGCACUGCGACCUUGAUCCUCAACAUGAGAUUUUCAAGGAGAAGGAGUUUCCAAAGAUGAAAGGCAACUCGGUUUCGAAACUGAUGGUUGAUACUUUUGCACCAUUUGCGACACCUUCUCAGCCUAUGGAGGUUCGGAAGCAUGCGCUUGAUGCAAUGGGUAUGGUCUGUCAAUCUUGGCCGAAGAACUUUUCCGCCGCCAACGUUUACACCACAUUUAUCCAAGUAUUUAGUGAUCAGGAUUUAGAAUUGGAGACGAUUGUGAUGAGAGCCUUCAAGGAAUAUCUUUCGAUUGAGGAAAAGCGAUCAGAGGAAAGUGGCGAUGGUGCGGUCGGCACUGGCACAGAUUCAAAGGCGAAAUUGGGUGUCAUGGGCGGCAGUCAAGGUGACGGUGUUGCAUUGGACAUCGCACAGAGAUUUUUGAAAGAUAUUGCUCGCAUUGCGCUUGGUAGCCAAGAUAAGGAAGCACUUCUUGCUGCAGAGGUUGUGGCAAGCAUCAAUAGACAAGGUCUUGUCCAUCCCAAGGAAACUGCUUGCACCCUCAUCGCCCUGGAAACUUCACCUACCAGCAAAAUUGCCGACAUUGCAUUCAGGGAGCACAGGGCUCUUCACGAGAAGCAUGAGACGAUUCUUGAGAAGGAAUAUAUGCGAGCUGUUUUGGCUGCGUACGCAUACCAGCGAGAUGUAGUCAAGGACACUCAUGGUGCUACACUUAAUCCUUUCACUUCGAAACUCUGGAUGAUGAUUGAAAUCAUGAAAAUCAGUAAAGUCAAGAACAGAAAGAAAUUGUUCGAUAGCCUAUGCUCUCGAAUCAAUUUUGACCCGGCAAAACUCGACACUAUUGAAGAUCUACCACAUCAUUUGGAUUUCGCACAAUUCAUCAUCGAGAAUCUAGCUUUCUUCGAAUAUCAAACUGUGGAUGAAUUAUUAUCAACUAUCGAUUCGAUGGAAAAAUUGGUUGCUGGUACAGGUACGGGCAUUGCUCAUGCGAUUGAGACAGAGGUCCUUCAUAUCAGCCUCGACCAACCAGCAAAUGAAACCGAUGCAAAUGGUCAUAUUCAUCCAGAAGUACCAAAGCGAGAUCUAAUGCGCCUACAACAACUCACUGCAAUUUCAAUCAUGCUUACGAAUUUGUGGGAGGCUCGUACAUAUCUUCGACGUCAGUUUGGAUUGAUGAAUAGAGAUGGAAAAGUCAAAGGUGCAACCAGAGAUCUUAGCCGGACUCCGGUAAAGGUAACAAGCGUCUCUGGAGACAAAUUCUGGAGCGAAGUUUGUGGUAGAAUGACUAGUUGCGAGUCUGAGGACAAAAUGGAAGCGCAAUGUCGAGCCUUUGUGGAACUACUCAAUGUAGAUCACGACUUCAAGGUUUCAGCAGAAAACGACGAGAUUGACGAGAGAGGUAGAAUGAGUACGCCUAGUGAUGAUGAAGACGGCACACCAGGCCCGCCGGGUGGCAGCGGAAGAGGCCGUAAGAGAAAGGCUGGUACCAAUGGAUCUACAGGGGGGCGAAAGAAGCGAGCUAGGUCCAGUUCAAUCUCAAGAGGACGAGGUAAACCAAAAGGAGCGAGUUUAAUUUCCGGAAAGGGAGCUUCUGUUGAGCGCAACGAUGAAGGCGACUGGGAUAAUUGA
Molecule: messenger RNA, 5767 nt
Organism: Botrytis porri
Lineage: Eukaryota; Fungi; Ascomycota; Leotiomycetes; Helotiales; Sclerotiniaceae
Exons: 4
Coding region: 197-5767 (1856 amino acids)
Biological process (GO): regulation of gene expression; replication-born double-strand break repair via sister chromatid exchange; establishment of protein localization to chromatin
Cellular component (GO): Scc2-Scc4 cohesin loading complex
Molecular function (GO): chromatin binding
Source: RefSeq, a predicted model, not a curated record